Molecule: messenger RNA, 20229 nt
Organism: Podarcis lilfordi (Lilford's wall lizard)
Lineage: Eukaryota; Metazoa; Chordata; Lepidosauria; Squamata; Lacertidae
Source: the annotation of a GenBank genome assembly
AUGUACCUAGAAGUUGACCAGGUUGGCCCCUCCCAAGAAUUCAGGCCCCAGGGGUGUGUGUGCAAAAAUCACACCUCUCCACUCUGGCUCAGAGUGGCUAGUUGCCUGCCUGCCUGUGUACUCUCUGGGCCAUUCUGUGCUGCUCUGGACAGCCAGGCAAGCUCCUCUGGUUCCUUGGUGGAGGAAUCUUCACCCCAGCUACCCAAUCCACCAGGGGGCGCAACACUUGCCCUGCCCCAGGUGCCAGCAACCUAUGAUAUUCUGCUAAGGUGUUGGCCGACUCCCCGCCCCCCUUGCUGUCCUUACAGGCACUUUGAGCCAGAGUAUUUGAUUCACCUUGGUGACAGCUUCUCCAGAUUUCCCAUCACCAUGCAGGAUCUCCUGGAAUUUUUCUUUUUCGCCCUCCUUACAACAGGUAAGGAAGGACAGCUCACUCACUGCAAAUUUAUUCCACUGGGGUAGCUGGGGUCAGAUGCAAGCUAGUUUCACGAGACUGGUAGGGGCAUAAGAUGGAAAGGCACCCGCAAGGUCUUUUGUAAUUCCUUUAAAUUUGAAUUUUAAAAAGAAAUCGCGUGGAAAGCAAUUGUUGCACGCGAUUUUUAAACUAAAGAAACCAAGGAACAUGGUUUUGUUCAAAAGAGAGAUGCAAAUUGCACAUUUUUCAACAGCUUCAAUCUAAUAGGCCACAUUUUCGCUUGCUUGUACAUAGCAUGUUAAAAUAAAAUAAAAAUGUCCAGUAGCACCUUCGAGACCAACUAAGUUUGUUCUGGGUAUAAGCUUUCAUGUGCAUGUGCACUUUUGCAGAUAUCAUGCAUGCACACGAAAACUUAUACCCAGAACAAACUUACCGUAGUUGGUCUCUAAGGUGCUACCAGACAAUUUUUUAUUUAUUUCCACUGCGUCAGACCAACACGGAAACCUACCUGAAUAUAGCAUGUUAAUUUAUACAUUAUUGCUGUGCACUGUCUUCUGAAAAAUGUGUGCAUUUCCCUUCCUGCAAAGGUGCACCUUCAUUGUACAAUUUUUUCAUAUGCUGUAGCACACCCUCUGAGUGUCCCUAUUUUCUAGGGACAGUCCCUGAUUUAGAGAAGCCGUCCUGGUUUCUGAUUUGAUCCCAGAAUGUCCCGCUUUUCCUUAGGAUGUCCCUAUUUUCAUUGGAGAAAUGUUGGAGGGUAUGGAGUUAUUCAACGCGCAAGCCGUCUGAAGGCAUUCACAUAGAGGGAAGGUUUUUUAAAAAAUGUUUAAUGUUUGAUUAUGUUUUUAUAUGUGUUGGAAGCUGCCCAGAGUGAUGGGGCAACCCAAUAAGGUGUGGGAUAUAAAUAGUAAAAAUAGCAUUAUGGAAUGGGACAUCCCUAUUUUCAUCGGAGAAAUGUUGGAGGGUAUGCUGUAGACUCACCACUUUAACUUGUUAUUUUGGUUGUAAAUUGAGGGAUAUUUAUGGGGGAAGAAAAGGUUAAAGGAGUAAACCCUACAACAAACUCCAAGUGGAGUUCCUAAGACAGUUGGAAGGCGUUUUGUACGCCUCCUUCUGGCAACUCCUACAACAAAGCUGGUGCCAGGUGUAUUCUCUGAUUUCCUUUGGACCAUAUCAGUGAGGCUGAGAGGGGGAUCUUGUUUAUUGCCUGGGCAGCCCAGGACCUCCAUACACGCUGCCCAGGCUUGUGGCAGGGAGAGGUCACUUCAGUGCUGCUAAUCCAGCAAAAACAACGCAAGAGGCAGCAGUUAUGAGUUGCCAGUCUCUGCAGCCCCAGCAGGUGCUGUGAUUUUCCACUGGUUUGACUUUGCCCCUGAAGGUACACUCCAUUGCCUCUCAAGACAGGUAGAUGCCCAACAACAACAAGAAACGAUUUUCACUGAUUUUCAUAUUGUGUUUUCAUUUUUUUAAAAAAUGUAUUUUAUCUACAACAUGGAUCAGAGAAUACAAUUUGCACAAUGAUAAAUUGCAGUAUAAUGAACACAGUUCCUUAAGAUGAAUAGUCAAGGAGUUUCAGAAAAUGGGAACAAAAUUAUUAUUAUUAUUUGGUUUACUUCCUUCCCUUCACACCUAGGUUACAGGGCAGGUUACAGCGAUUUAAAACACAACAUGAAUCGUAGUAUCAUAGAAUUGUAGAGUUGGGUCAUCCAGUUUAACCCCCUGCGAUGCAGAGAUCUCAACCAAAGCACCCAUGACAGAUGACCAGCCAACCUCUGCUUAAAAACCUCCAAUGAAGGAGGUUUGAAAUAAAGUACAAUCAACUGAGCAAGGGACGCGGGUGGCGCUGUGGGUUAAACCACAGAGCCUAGGACUUGCUGAUCAGAAGGUUGGUGGUUCGAAUCCCUGCAACGGGGUGAGCUCCCGUUGCUUGGUCCCUGCUCCUGCCAACCUAGCAGUUCAAAAGCACGUGAAAGUGCAAGUAGAUAAAUAGGUACCGCUCCGGAGGGAAGGUAAACGACGUUUCCGUGCACUGCUCUGGUUUGCCAGAAGCUGCUUAGUCAUGCUGACCACAUGACCCAGAAGCUGUAUGCCAGCUCCCUUGGCCAAUAAAGCGAGAUGAGCGCCGCAACCCCACAGUCGGUCACAACUGGACCUAAUGGUCAGGGGUCCCUUUACCGCUUUACCUUUUACAAUCAACUGAAUAGGGUGAGUCCUUAAAAAAUGGCCUCCCAGCCUCCUCCUUUUCCUUCUUCCAGUUGCUUCUUUAGAGUGUGAGAUUUGUUUGAGCAAUGGCACCCACUGUACAGGACCUAAGAAGACCUGCCCUCUGGAGAAAAAUGCCUGCAUGAUCGCAUACACUGAAAAUACUGUAGGUGAGUGGGAGAGAGAUUAUUGAAGCAGAAGUGGAGUCAGAUUAUUGGUACAUUUUGCUCAGUACUGUCUAUGCUGGCUGGUCCCAUGACCUCAGACAGAGAAUCCCUCUCCCAGUCUUACCUGGAGAUGGCAGGGGCUGGGAUGUUCUGCAUCCACAGCAGGUGUUCUAACACUAAGCUAUGGCCUUUACCGUGAUGGCAGAGGGCAAAGGACAGGAUCAGUCAAAGUCACUUACUACUAGUAUUGUAUGGGCCCUCUGCCUUGUUAAUUAUCUCUAGCAAACCACCCCAGGGAACAAACUAAUUGACCCAUGCCUUCAGUCUGACACAGACUAAGGUGAUUUAAGGGCCAAUUAAGUGUAGCUGCUCUGCUUUAAUAGUGGGUUUCAGUGGGUUUGAUGCUACCCCGCUGGGUGCCACAAGAACCCAUUGCUACCAGAUUCCAGGCAGCAAAUGGAGUAGGUGGCUGUGGCAAUCACACAGGGUCCCCGGACGUUUGACGGUCUAUUGAUCCCUGUGCCACCACUAUGAUCACUUUCCUGCUGCCACCAACCUGUUUCUCUCGGGUACACACUGAGUCCAGACAGUUGUUAACAUCAAAACAAAUAAUCAAGUUUAUUUUAUAAGCGUGAACAAGUUUAUGGUUUCAGAUAAUUUUUCUUGUCAGUUUCUUAUCCUUAGUUCCUAUACCGGCCUAUACCUUCCUAAUAACUUUUAACUGAUUACAGUGGUGCCCCGCAAGACGAAUGCCUUGCAAGACGAAAAACUCGCUAGACGAAAGAGUUUUCCGUUUUUUGAGUUGUUCCGCAAGACGAAUUUCCUUAUGGGCUUGCUUCGCAAGACGAAACAUCUUGCGAGUUCUUGCGAGUUUGUUUCCUUUUUAUUAAAGCCGCUAAGCCGCUAAUAGCCGUGCUUCGCAAGACGAAAAAAACGCAAGACGAAGAGACUCGCGGAACGGAUUAAUUUCAUCUUGCGAGGCACCACUGUAUUCCAACUGUCUAUCAGACUCCUCCUAACAGUUUCUCUCAUUCUCACACAUCAAAACUAGACCAACCCACAGACUUAUCCUCCCUCUUCCUUCUCCAACUCCCAACUGACUUCCAAACAACUCCAACUGUAACUCUAACUCCUCCCCUUGGGUUCCCACUGGCCAAUCACUUCACACUCAUUUAACCCUUUCCUUAUGACCCACCUAGGAGGGCAAACGCCACAGUGGCGUCUUAGAAAAUGAGGAAUAGAAGGUGCCUUACAGCACCCAGAUUGGAUUGGACAUUGGUUCGAGAAGGAUUAGGCUUCAGCACCAAGAUACACAAUAAAUAGCCACUUCCUCAAAUCCAGUCACAUCCUGAAGUGACUAACAGACAAGAUUGAAUACAACAUAGGACUACGCUGGAGGAAUAGACAAUACUAGCCACAGAUUUUUCAGAAGGAUCAAUAAUGUCACAUGCUUUUCUUAGCUUUGCCAAACCCUGUCUACAGCCUUGCAAGCAGCCAUGAACAAUGUGAUGUCUUCUGGAGGCUGUACAGGUCUUUGCAAUAUGACUUUCUUUUUAAAUCAACCAGUAUUGAUAUUUUUGAUGAUGUUUUUAUGGAUGCUUUUGCCGAUUUGCUUUUAACGUCUAUCGUUUAUCACCUUUGUAUAUUAUAAUGAAAGUGUGGAUUACAAACAAACAAACAAACCAAUAUUUUGGACAACAGCUCCCAUCAGCACCAGCCGCAAUAGCCAAUGGGCAGGGAUGAUGGGGAACUGUGGUCCACAAUAUCUCAAGGUGACCGUGCUGGGGUCUGCCCCUGUUUUAAGGAAUGAACUAACUCUGGGAAUCAUUUGUAGGAGUUGUUAAACCAUUUCUGCUUCUCUACCCACACCCUGCCUCAGAUUUAGAAAUCUUAAGAACUAAAGAAAAAAAAUACUGAAAAAUCAAUGAUGUGUUUUGUUGUGAAUUGGCCAGAACAAUUCUCACUCCUUUGGGAAAAUAUAACACAACAUGCUACAUUUGGAAGACACUAUAUCCGUCUCUGAUGCAGAAAUGUGGAGAACUGAAUAAGAUUCGGAAAAGAGAGAAAAUCCAAAACCGACAUAUUCACCCAUUCCUAAUCUUUACAUCAUCCUUCCAAACACAACCCUGCUCAUCAUCUUGAUGACUGAAUAAAAUGGAAGCCUGUCUGGCAUGCUGGUUUAAGGUGUUGGAUUACGGCUGGGGAGACCAAUGAAGCUGAUUGGAUGACCUUGGCCCAAUCUCACAGACUAACCAGUCCUGAGGAUGGAAUGGGGUGAACCAUGUCAGCUGACAUGCAUUCCUAGGAGGAAAGGUGGGAAGCAAAGGUGGUAAAAUGAAAUUAACCAUCUCCCUCCCCCCCCAUCUUCCAUUGCAGAUGGAAAAAAGGAACAUACUAUAGACAAAGACUGUGCAACUGCUAACAUCUGUACCAGUUCCGCCAUUGAAUUGUACUUUGGACCUGGAAGAUUCAUGAGGACAGUUGUGUACUGUUGCAUCGAAAAUUUGUGCAAAAAAUUUGAAUCCAAAUGUGGGUAUAUAAUGGGGUUGGGGGCUAGCUCCUCUCCCCAAUCUUCUUCCCCUCGCCAUGUCCUUCCUUCCACCUGUUCCCUGAAGCCAGGUGUGCACAUGUGACAUGCCCUUGAGUCUCUGAUUUCUGUAAAUGUGGAAGUGGCCUUUAACCUUCAAAGCUACUAGCUGCUUUCCCUAUGAAUAUAUCUUGCCCUUUUCACAACCACCUUGAAGGUAGAUAUAAUUAGCUGUGCUUUGGCCUAGUAGUGGCUGGUGCUACUUGGGACCUGCAGGGAGUGCAAAGCAGAGAGUUAUGGUCCUGUUCCUUCUCACUCCUUCUCAGCGGCAAUGCUGAGAAUAAGGAGGAGGAAGCUGCCACAGCCAGUUCCCCCUACUGGGUGUAAGCAGGAAGGUUGGGAAAUGGAAGAUGGCUGAAGGCUGAAAGAGUUUGGUCAGGCAGCAUAUCCUCCUUCUACAACCGGGGCUGGGCUGUCCAUGAGGAAACGUGAAGUGACCGCCUUGGUCAGUGGGAUCCACAGGGGCACCAAAACCCAAUGUAGAUCUUACUUUCCCCCUUGUUCCCGAUCUAGAUAUUCCCUGGUGGAGAUGGGUGCGCCAUUUUGUGGCUCCCUGUAAGGUGCCAAAACGUCUUGGGCCGGUCCUGUCCACAGCUGUAAACAACCGAGCUGCCUCCUCCAAACCCUUAAGCGUUUCCACACCUUGUUUUCAGUUCCACCGAUUGAAACCAGAAUGAACGGAAAGCAGUGCCCUGCCUGCCACGUGUGGUCGGACACGUGCAAAGAAGAGAUGGUGAACUGCACAGGACACAACGUGUACUGCUUUGACGUGUCUUCGCAUUCACAUGCCCGUAAGCGUUGGCCCAGACAUUGCAUCCCUUGAAGUCCACAUCCUCCCCACCAAUUUUCUAGGUUAUGUAUCAUCAUCAUCUUCUUCUUUGGUGAUCCCUCGUAGCCGAGUGAGAUUGUCUUCCAUAAACAUGGUUUUAACAAUGAGUCCGUAAGUGACUGUGGAGGCCAAUUCUGGAUCCACACGUCCUUCCACAGUGGGGGCAUUGGUUUCCAGACAGGAGUUGAUCAAGGUGUGGAUUUGCCAAGCGUGCCUUCCUCCUAGCACGUUUCUCCCUUGCGUCCUGAGUUCAAGUGUCUUCAAAGCCUAUAACACCUUUGGUAAAGGCUGUUCUCCAAUUGGAGCGCUCGCAGGCCAGUGUUUCCCAGUUGUCAGUGUUUAUACUACAUUUUUUAAGAUUUGCCUUGAGACAGUCUUUAAACCUCUUUUGUUGACCACCAGCAUUACACUUUCCAUUUUUAAAGUUCAGAAUAGAGUAGUUGCUUUGGAAGACAAUAUCAUCAGAUAUAAUCAUCACAUAUAAUCUGAGCCAUGCUGAGUUCAGAGGAACAAGCAGACUGCUGCUAUUCCCUUCCAUAAGAUGCGUUUUUAAAAAAAUAAAAAACCCUACCUCUUAUCUUCUGAGUUAAAUCACACAGGCGGCUUCUUUCAGCUGUUUCUCAUGUAAAUGCUUUGGUUGCAUAUAGUUAGAAAGCUGCCUGCCAAAAUUUGCAUCAUGCUAAUUUUUGCUUUGCUGUUCUCCAACCCGGGAAUGUCUAUGAAAAUGCAUUUAUUGGGUGUAAACUAUGGAAGAAGAAAUAUGCAUAUUAGUAAAAAUCACAUACAAAAUGCAUUCUAUUAGGUAAAUUUUCAAAAUAUAGAAAGGUGUAUAUUUGGCAAAAUUUGCCUAUAACCCAGUGUAUAUUGGAGGAAAGACUGAAAUGGUCAUGAGUUUUCAUGGGGAAUAUUUCAUGGGGAAAAUAGCAAUCUGAUGUGCAAAUGUGGAGAACUGAAUUUAAGACUGGAAAAAUGAGAAACUGAGAUGGACUGAUUUGCUCAUCCUUACACUGGACCAUCAUUGAGCUCCACUAUCCAGGAAAAACGUGCGAUUUGGAGAAUAGCUAAAAGGCGUUAUGAUUCCCAUAAUCCCCUCUCUUCUCUUCCAUUUCCAGAAACAAACAGUGUGGACAGAACCAUGAAAGGCUGUACUACUAAGUCUGUCUGUUCCUCAAUAAGAAGUGGCCGCAGUCCCAUUUUGGGAAAUUCUGAUCUGAUUAGGAGGGCGACAUGCAUUCCAGAGGUUUCUCGGGGAUCUCGGUGCUCUGGCUUUCUCCUACCAACCUUCUCUGGGCUCCUCCUGCUCUUGAAGAUCCUCGUGUAAAGGGAGGGUUGCAUGAGCUCUGCCUUCAAUCAAGCCUUCCACCUAUCUAUAGGCGACUUUUUCAUACUUCGGUUGGGCCUCCCAGAUGGAUUUUCUCUGAUUCACUGAGUGAAAAUAAACCUCAGGUUGAAAUCAAUUGCAAUUGGAAUUGGGGGUUUUCUUCUCUUGUGUUUUGUGUAAGGAAACAUUUUUUUCUUACAAAAUGUUUAAGGGUGCUCUCAUUUUGACUCAAGAAAAACACCAUUUUAUAAGCCGCCAUCGGGGGUAGCAACCGAACUGACAAUUCACCAUGCUAGAGAAAAAAACUUAAUUUUUUUAGUUUCUUCUCCUGUUAGAUUCACAAAAUGUUUAGGGGUAUGUGUAUCCCUGCUUCCCCCCAGGAAAAAAAAGCGCUGAAUUAUACAUUACUGCCAUGUUGGCUCAUUUAGUGUUUUCAGUCGAUAUCUAACUCUACUUCCUCAGAUGUUUUUAAGCAGUGGUUAGAUGGCCAUCUGUCAUGGAUGCUUUUGCUGAGAUUCCUGCAUUGCAGGGGGUUGGACUAGAUGACCCUUAGGGUCCCUCCCAACUCUACAAUCCUAUGAUUCGAACUGCCACAGUGGCUCCUUUAAAGUUUUCAAUCAAUAUACCCUGUCCAUAAGCAUUCUUCCAAUGUUGAUGGCAUUAAAACAUUUUUUUAUUAUUAAUAAAAGGAAAAGGAGACAAAAUAGUGCCAAAUGUAUCUUUUUUGGAAAUGCCUUUGACUACUCAACGUGUGAGGUGUUCUGACAGAGCUAUGUUCCAGAUCAACCUAAGCCUCAAUUAGUCUAUUAGAAACUUCCUUCCAUUGCUGGGCAAUAGCUUGGCUGCUGUGAACAAGGAGGAAAUAAAUUCUUUAGAUGUGAGAGUAGAAUUUGGAAUCACCUCUGGCUUCUAUGGAAUCUUAGGGGGGUUUCCUAAUAAAAGUCAUCUUAGGAGGCAUGGAAUCUUAAAGGCUUAUACAUCUGCUGUUGGGAGGUAAGCUGAACUCUGGUUUAAAUCCAGUUAUUUUCUUUUCACAAGAACCGAAGGACCUGAGAAGAGCCUUAAUGAAUAUCUAGUUUGGCACACUCUUUUCCACUGUGGCUAUUCUGUGUGCUCCUGGAAACUCAAAAGUUUCCCGAUAGACUCAGCCCAAAAGCAGGGCACAAGCACUUUAUCCUUUUCCCAUCCCCAGAUGACUACUAUUCAAAGGUGUGCUGCCCUGAUACUGGAGGAAACGUGUGACCAUAAUAGCUAGUGGCCGCUGAUAGCUUUAAAGGUAAAGGUAAAGGGACCCCUGACCAUUAGGUCCAGUCGUGACCGACUCUGGGGUUGCGGCGUUCAUCUCGCUUUAUUGGCCGAGGCAGCCAGCGUACAGCUUCCGGGUCAUGUGGUCAGCAUGACUAAUCCGCUUCUGGUGAACCAGAGCAGCGCACGGAAACGCCGUUUACCUUCCCACCAGAGCGGUACCUGUUUAGCUACUUGCACUUUGACGUGCUUUCAAACUGCUAGGUUGGCAGGAGCAGGGACCGAGCAACGGGAGCUCACCCCGUCGUGGGGAUUCGAACUGCCGACCUCCUGAUCAGCAAGUCCUAGGCUCUGUGAUUUAACCCACAGCGCCACCUGUGUCCCUUACUGAUAGCUUUACCCUCCCUGAAUUUGUUUAUUUUUUUAAAAAAAAUGAUUUUUAUUAAGGUUUCAGUAAAAAGUUAAACAGAAAAACAUAAAAAAGAAAUACACAAAUACACAGUACAUAAUCCAAAAAAAGAAGAAAAACACAGAGAACAGAAAACAAAGAAAGAAACAGAACAAUUAAAAACAAUAUCACCUUUUCAUUUCCGUUUUUAAAUUUACUUAUUUUCUGGACUUCCUCAUACCUCCCUCUUUUGUAUUCCAGUCCAAAUUGUUUGUCCAGCAAUUUCUUUUCCACUUUUUAAUCCCAAUCUUUAAUCUUAAUGUAAUAUAGCAUUAAAAUUUUACCUCUUAAGUACCAAAUUUCCAUUUCCUUAAACUUCUUUAAUCCUAAUCUUUAAUCUUAGUCUAUCUAUAACUUUAUCCUGUAUAGCUGGAAACCACUUAUUUUCAAUCCAACAUCACUCUAACAUUCUUUAAUUUUGCAGUGUUUCUGUAGAUAAUCUUUGAAUUUCUUCCAAUCUUCCUCCACCGACUCUUCUCCCUGGUCACGGAUUCUGCCAGUCAUUUCCGCCAGUUCCAUAUAGUCCAUCAGUUUCAUCUGCCAUUCCUCCAGCGUGGGAAGUUCUUGUGUCUUCCAAUAUUUUGCGAUGAGUAUUCUUGCUGCUGUUGUUGCAUACAUAAAGAAAGUUCUAUUCUUUUUUAACACCAUUUGGCCGACUAUGCCCAGGAGAAAGGCCUCUGGUUUCUUAGGAAAGGUAUAUUUGAAUACCUUUUUUAAUUCAUUAUAUAUCAUUUCCCAGAAAGCCUUAAUCUUUGGGCACGUCCACCAAAGGUGAAAAAUGUACCUUCAGUUUCUUUACAUUUCCAACAUUUAUUAUCGGGCAAAUGAUAGAUUUUUGCAAGCUUGACUGGGGUUAUGUACCACCUGUAUAUCAUUUUCAUAAUAUUCUCUCUUAAGGCAUUACAUGCCGUAAAUUUCAUACCUGUGGUCCACAACUGUUCCCAGUCAGCAAACAUAAUGUUAUGUCCAACGUCUUGUGCCCAUUUAAUCAUAGCCGAUUUUACCGUUUCAUCCUGAGUGUUCCAUUUCAGCAGCAAAUUAUACAUUCUUGACAAAUUCUUAGUUUUGGGUUCUAACAGUUCAGUUUCUAAUUUUGAUCUUUCCACCUGGAAGCCAAUUUUCUUGUCCAAUUUAAAUGCCUCCAUUAUCGGUGAAUAAUGAAGCCAGUCUCGCACGUUAUUUUUUAGGUUCUCAAAACUCUGCAGGUGCAGUCUAUCUCCAGCUUGUUCCAACAGUUCCCAAUAUUUCGGCCAUUUGACCUCCAUAUUGACCUUUUCAAGGCUUUUGCUUCCAUUGGUGACAGCCACCUUGGGGUUUUAUUUUCUAACAAAUCCUUAUAUCUUAUCCAAACAUUAAACAGCGCUUUCCUGACAAUGUGGUUUUUAAAUGCUUUAUGUGCUUUGACCUUAUCAUACCAUAGAUAUGCAUGCCAUCCAAAUACAUUGUUAAAACCUUCUAAGUCCAAAAUGUCAGUGUUUUCAAGAAGUAGCCAUUCUUUCAGCCAGCAAAAAGCUGCUGAUUCAUAGUAAAGUUUGAGGUCUGGCAGGGCAAAUCCACCUCUUUCCUUUGCAUCCGUUAGUAUUUUAAAGUUUAUUCUGGGCUUCUUGCCCUGCCAGACAAAUCUAGAAAUAUCUUUCUGCCACCUCUUGAAACAAUCCAUUCUGUCCACAAUUUGCAAAGUUUGAAACAAAAACAACAUUCUAGGCAAUACAUUCAUUUUUAUCGCAGCAAUACGGCCCAGCAGUGAAAGCUUCAAAUUUACCCUCCCUGAAUUUGGUUAACCCCUGUUCAAAUCCAUCUAAAUCGAUGGUUAUACCCACAUCUUUUGGCAGCAGAUGCCAUAGUCUGAUGACACACUGUUUGAAAAAGGACUUCUACUCUUGUCUUUUCCCGAAUCUUUUCUUCCUCCAGGUACUAAAGGUUAGGUGUGAGAGGAAGAAAAACCUCUCUCAGGAUGCAAACAUUUCUCAGUUUUCUUUCUUCUUCUUUUGUACUGCUUAGUUAUUCCUGGGGAUGACACGUACUUAUAAUCAGUGGCGAUGGUUGUAGCUCAACGUUAGAGCUAGAGGUGGGAAGGCCUGGGAAAAAACCUGGAAAAAUUGGGGGGGGGAACGGGUUUCCCCGUGUUUUUCCCCAGAAAAAUUGAAAGAUAUAGUUUGAAUAUUCCACACACUCCCCCCCUUUUUUCCUGGGGAGAAAAACGGCUUUGGGGAAAAAACACAGAAUAAAACCUAUCCGCCCCCCCCAUCCGUCCCCCCCGGCCUUCCAGCACCCACACUUUGAAGCUCCCUGCCAACUGAUGCAAGGCAGGUGCUCUCACUGUAAUCUUUCCAGCAACUGCUCAAAACAUUUUCGUUAGGGCCAGCCCAUCUGAACACAUAGAAGCUGCAUGCGAUUUACUUCCUUUUAACCACUGCUGACUUUAAUCAUCUUUUGAAUACUCUUAAAUACUUGCUUUUAACUGUGUGCUAUCAAUCAUUUAAUGUUCUGUUGUAUAUUUUUGUAAAGUGUUUAGAAGCUCUCUUAGCAUCAUGCGGUUUAUAAUAUAUAAUAACAAAUUCAAUUUAAAAAACACUUUCAAACAGAGUUUGAGCCUUAGUGCAACAUACUACAGUACAGUGGUACCUCGGGUUAAGUACUUAAUUCGUUUCAGAGAUCCGUUCUUAAGCUGAAACUGUUCUUAACCUGAAGCACCACUUUAGCUAAUGGGGCCUCCUACUGCUGCCAUGCCGCAGGAACACAAUUUCUGUUCUCAUCCUGAAGCAAAGUUCUUAACCCGAGGUACUAUUUCUGGGUUAACGGAGUCUGUAACCUGAAGCGUAUGUGACCUGAAGCAUAUGUAACCCGAGGUACCACUGUAGUACCACCGUUCAGCCUGGACACUGAGGUCCAGCUCCGAGGGCCUUCUGGUGGUUCCCUCCCUGCGAGAAGUGAGGUUACAGGGAACCAGGCAGAGGGCCUUCUUGGUAGUGGUGCCCGCCCUGUGGAACGGCCUCCCAUCAGAUGUCAAGGAAAUAAACAACUAUCUGACUUUUAGAAGACAUCUGAAGGCAGCCCUGUUUAGGGAAGUUUUGAAUGUUUGAUGUUUUAUUGUGUUUUUAAUAUUCUGUUGGGAGCCACCCAGAGGAACCUCUUCAAGAUCCUCUGGGCAUUUUACCCAGGUCAGCUGACUGGGCUCCCCCGCCCCUGUUGUUUCAGGUCCUUUUCAGCCAGGGUAUUCAAUUCACCUCGGACACAGUUUCUCUGGCUCUCCCCUCACCAUCACCAUGCAGGAUCUCCUGAAACUCUCUAUCUUCUUUGUCCUCCUUACAACAGGUAUGGAAGGACGGCUCACUCGCGGGAGAUUUAUUCCAUUGGGGUAGCUGGGGUCAGAUGCAAAUUGGCAUCACGAGACUGGCAAGAGUAUAAGACGGAAGGCAUAUCCAAGAUCUUUUUAAUCUUUAAUUAUUAUUUUUUAAAAUUUGAUUUAUUUUUAAAAGAAACAGCUUUGGAAGCAAUUUAGAAUAUGGCAUUAAUAACCAUUUUCAAUAAAGCGUAAUCACACAAAUAGGGUUAGUCAUUUUUUUUAAAAAAGGCCUUCCACCUUCCUCUUUCUCCAGGAGCUUCUCUAACAUGUGAAGUUUGUUCGGCUGAAGGAUAUAUCUGCAAUGGCACGUGGACGCCCUGCCCUCCCGAGAAAGAUACCUGCAUGAUUGCAUACUCCGAAAAUACUCUACGUGAGUGGAAUUGAGGUUAUUGAAACAUAGGUAGAGUCAGAACGUUGGUCCACAUGGCUCAGUAUGGUCUAUGCGGACCUGUCCAGGAUCUCAGACAGGGAAUCUCCAAGUCCUACCUGGUGAUGCUGGGGAGGGAACUUGGGAUCUUCUGCAUCCACAGCAGGUGGUCUACCACUGAGCUAUGACCUCAGGACAAGUGGGCACAGGACAAGAUCAGCCAAGGUCACUGACUGUUAGGGCAGGGAUUGCGUGUUGGACGGGUCCUCGUCUCAUGUUAUCUUCAGUAAUCACCUCAGUGAACAAGCUGAUUGAGUCAUGCCUUAAAUCUUGGCAUCUACUGUUCUAACGGCCCAUUAGUUUUCAGGUCCAAUUCAAAGCACUGGUUUGGACCUAUCAAGCCUUAAACAGCUCAGGACUGCAAUACCUCAAGGACCACCUCUUUCCAUACAUACUGAUGCAGACACUGUGGUCAUCAUCUGAGGCCCUUCUUCAUGAGCCUCCUUUGCGAGAGGUCUGGAGGGCAGCAACAUGGGAACAGGCCUUUUCUGUGGUGGCUCCCCAUUUGCGGAAGUCCGCUCACUCUUCUUGUUUAAAUGUUUCUUUGGUUGUCCUUGAAUCUUCACGACAUGCUUGCUACACUGGUUUAGAGUGUUGGAAGGGACACGGAUGGCGCUGUGGUCUAAACCACUGAGCCUCUUGGACUUGCUGAUUGGAAUUUCAGUGGUUCGAAUCACUGUGACAGGGUGAGCUCCCUUUGCUUUGUCCCAGCUCCUGCCAACCUAGCAGUUCGAAAGCAUGCCAGUGCAAGUAGAUAAACAGGUACCACUGAGGUGGGAAGGUAAACGGCAUUUCCGUGUGCUCUGGUUUCCGUCACGGUGUCCUGCUGCACCAGAAGCAGCUUAGUCAUGCUGGCCACAUGACCUGGAAAGCUGUCUGUGGACAAACGCUGGCUCCCUCGGCCUGAAAACGAGAUGAGCGCCACAACCCCAUAGUCGCCUUUGACUGGACUUAACCAUCCAGGGGUCCUUUACCUUUUUACCUAGUGUGUUAGACUAAGGCUGGGGAGACCAAAGAAGCUUAUUGGGUGAUCUUGGCCCGAUCUCUCAGUCUAACCAUGGAGUCUGACUUGAGUUCUUUGGAGGAACAGGUGGGAUAUUAAUGUAGGAAAUGCAGUGAAAUCAAAUUGACCCACUCCCUCUCAUUGUAGGUGAAAACGUUGAACGCAGUGUAGACAAAGACUGUGCCACUCUGGAGGAGUGUGCCAAUACUGCCAUGGAAUUGUACUUUGGACCUGGGAAAGCCUUAAGGAUAGUUGCCUCCUGCUGCAAUGAGAAGAUGUGUGGCAUAGUUAACCCUAAUUGUAGGUCUAUCAUUUGUUGGUGUGUGUGUGUGUGUGUGUGUGUGUGUUUGAUCCUCUCCCCAUGCUUCCCCCCCCACAAUGGCAUCUCAGAUUCAAACCCUGACAUUUCCAGAUAGGGAGCAAAAUAUCUUAGAAAUACCAAUUUCUUUAUAUCUAGAGAUGAAAGCAAAGCACUGCCUCUCCAAACCACUUGCAUUGCAGCCUGAGGCUGUGCUCUUGGAGAGAGCUUAAACAUCCUUUCUCUUCGGUGCUUCAGAACCAAGAGCUAAUUCGCACGCCCAAAAUGGAGACCUGUAACACAAUCCUUUCUCGUGUGAUCUUAGUUAAACACCUCGUGGCAGAGUUGCGGAAGGGGAGGAGGAGAAAGGCACGGUUCUGGCGUCCUUCCUGUUGGGGGAGGGAUUCUGAGUCGGACUGAGCAACUCCUUUGCCGAGAGAGGGUGGGAAGUUUUGCUGUGGAGAUGUUUGUGUUUUUUGUAAAUAAAUGUACAUAAAGCUGACGGACAGAGCCGUCUUUAGCAUAUGCUCCGCCGGGAUGCAAAGAUUCGCCCAGUAUCCCCAAAUUUAGUUUAGCCACCCCCAAAUUUUAAGGGGGGGGUGAGCUCAAAGUUAUUGAGCUUUUUGGGGGAGGGGGUGGAAAUAACUGCUUUUGUUUCCUGACUUGUCAUAUUUGACGCUACGGAGUAAGUAACAGAGCAAAGGGGUGAGGGGGCAGGGACUUUCGCUCCAUUGCUUUCCACUGCCGCCAAUCGAGAGGGACCGGUAUACAGUAGGUAUACAUUUGGUGCCACUCAGAAUUCAGCGCCCGGGUGCCCUGCACCCCUUGGACCUCCUGGGUAAAGACGGCCCUGCUUAAAGGAGACUCAUUACUGCUUAGCGGACUGGUUGCAUGCCAGGGAUCAUUAGGCGGAAGUCAGAAUGGAGCUGGAUGGGCAGCACACCAUCUGCCUCCAAAGUUGUAAACUCUGAGCUGCCUCUUUCAGAUCCUUGAGUGUUUCUACACCUGUUUUCAGUGCCGCCAUUAGAAACGAAAUGGAAUGGAAAGCAGUGCCUUGCCUGCCACGAAUGGUCAAACACAUGCAAAGAGGAGGUGGUGAAUUGCACGGGAGCCAAUAUAUACUGCUUUGAUAUAUCGGCACACCUGCAUUCUGGUAAGUGCAACCCCAGUUGCAGCAUGACUUGGGACCCCAAAUCCUCCUUUCCACCUAUUUUCACAUAGGAUCAUGUGUAAGCCGAGCCAGGCUGAUUUAAGGCAUGCCACUCUUCACUUCCCUAAGACGUGAGCUUUUAUAGAAAACAAAAUACCUACCUCUAAUUCUCUUAUUUAAAUUGCUCCCAUUGUGUUUGCUUCGUACGUGAAUGCUUUGAUCUCAUUUUGCAACACAAAAUUUUGUCCUUCGCAAUUGGCACUUUGCUAAAUUUCAUUGUGCAGUUCUCCAACCAAGGCGUGUGUACAAAAACGCAUUCUGUUAGGGUAAUUUGCUAUUAUUAUUAUUAUUAUUACAGUACAGUGGUGCCCCGCAAGACGAAUGCCUCGCAAGACGGAAAAACCGCUAGACGAAAGGGUUUUCCGUUUUGAAGUUGCUUCACAGGACGAAUUCCCCUAUGGGCUUGCUUCGCAAGACGAAAAUACCUUGCGAGUCUUGAGAUUUUUUUUUUCGCUUUCCCCCCCCUUUAUCUAAUCUGCUAAGCCUUUAAUAGCCUUUAAUAGCCUUUUAGCAGCUAAUCCCCUAAGCCUUUAAGCCUUUAAUAGCCGCUAAACCGCUAAUAGCGCUAAUAGCGCUAAUCCGUCAAUGGGCUUGCUUCGCAAGACGAAAAAACCGCUAGACGAAGACUCUCGCGGAACGGAUUAAUUUCGUCUUGCGAGGCACCACUGUAUUGGCAAAAUUGCAUGCAAACGUGUGUGUAUUGGGAGAAACAUACUAAAUUUGUGGUGCGUUUUCAUGGGGGAUGUUAAAAAAAUGCAAAGUGAUAUGAAAAUGUGGAGAACUCGAUUUAAGAUUGGAGAAAAGAGAAACUGAAAUUGACAUAUUUGCUCAUCCCCACAGGGUUGAUAGCCAUUUUUUUAAAGCUCCAUUCCUUAAGUACCAGAUUUGUUUAGUGGCAAGGAGGGGGUAAAUUUCAUCUAGGUGGGAUGUACUGGUUUGGAGAAUAGCUGGAAGAAAUUAAUGUCUUCUCCUGUCUUCCAUUUCCAGAAAAAAUCGUGGACAGGACCCUUAAAGGCUGCACUAGUAAGUCCUUCUGUCUCUCACUCAAAAGUGGCCGCGCUCCUAUGUUGGGGGGUUCUGAUGAGCUUAGGAAGGCAGAAUGUUCACCAGAUGUUUCCCGGGGAGUUCAGUGCUCUGAUCUCUUCCUGCCAACCUUCUCUGGGCUCCUGCUCCUGAAGAUCCUCUCAUAAAAAAAUCCAGCUGCAUGGGAUUGCAUCAGCUCUGUAUUCAAUCAAGCCUCCCUUCUAUCUAUAGGCGACUUUUUCCAACUGUCGUUUGGCCUUCCGGAGGGAUUUUCUCUGAAUCACAGUGAAAAUAAACCUCAGGUUGAAAUCCGUUGCAAUUUGAAUUGUAAUUCUUUUUUUUUUAAAAAAAAUGUAAUUUGUGUCAAGACCCCCAUUGUUCAGCCCAGACAUUGAGAUCCAGCUCCGAGGGCUUUCUGGCGGUUUCCUAACUGCAAGAAAUGAAGUGUCAACCAUGGCAACAUUGAAGUUGUGUAAGGAGCUUGAUUGUUACAGCUGUGUCAGUACAUCGUCAUGGAAGGGGGGUGGGUCUGAGAAGCUCUGGGAGUCUGCUGGCUGAGGCUGAUUGAACUUAUUGAGCAGAAUCACUUUCAGGGUUGGUGUUAGACUCUGGAUAUUAGACAUCGUCUGAAUCACCAAGGGCUAAGUCCCAGGUUUUUUUGUGGUAGCAGGGGAGUUAUUGACAGACUUUGGUGGUCUGCCCCAUGUGGCUAUAGCAAUAAUAAUAAUUUAUUAUUUAUACCCCACCCGUAUGUCUGGGUUUCCCCAGCCACUCUGGGCGGCUUCCAACAAAGUAUUAAAAUACAGUGGUCUGUUAAACAUUAAAAGCUUCCCUAAACAGGGCUGCCUUCAGAUGUCCUCUAAAAGUCUGGUAGUUGUUCUUCUCUUUGACAUCUGGUGGGAGGGUGUUACACAGGGCGGGUGCCACUACUGAGAAGGCCCUCUGCCUGGUUCCCUGUAACUUGGCUUCUUGCAGUGAGGGAACCCUCAGCGCUGGACCUCAGUGUCCGGGCAGAAUAAUGGGGGUGGAGACACUCCUUCAGGUAUACUGGACCGAGGCCGUUUAGGGCUUUAAAGGUCAGCACCAACACUUUAAAUUGUGCUCGGAAACAUACUGGGAGCCAAUGUAGAUCUUUCAAGACUGGUGUGUCUUGAAAUAUAGGGCUCUAUUCUCCCUUGACGGGUCUCAAGUCAUCCAAGCUUGGUACUUGAGGGAGCAGCUAGGGCUGACCAAUGGCAGAGUGGAUUGUCAUCUCCCUUUCAUAGCCUCCCACAGCUGUCUGGUUGAUUCCAUGCCAAGGAAGGCACCCGUCUGUUGUGGUGACUUACGGUUCUGUCACUUUAAGAGAUGUGGAAUCUUAAAGGCCUACGUGUCAGUUACUGGAGGUAGGUUGAACAGGAGUUUAAAUGCAGUUCCUUCCUUUUCAUAACAACAGAAGGAGCUGAGAAGAACCCUACUGAGUCAGGGGAGAGCAGACUUCCACGAGUGGUGGUGGACUUUCCUUCCUUGGAGGGUUUUGAGCAGAAAACCAUGGCCACCUGCCAUGGAUGAUUUAGUUGAGAUUUCUGCACCGCAAAGGGGUUGGACUGGAUGACCCUCUGGGUCCCUUCCAACUCUACAGUUCUAUGAUAGACCCAAAGCAUACCUAGCCUAGCAUCAUCUUUUGCACGGUGGCCAACCUGGUGCCUCUGGAAGCCCACCAUGGUCAAUGGCCAGGGAUGAUCGGAGCAGUAGCUCAAGAACAAGUGACAGGCUACAGGUCUCCCAUCCUUGGUGUAAAUGCACACUGGUGAAAGCUGCCAGUUGUCAAACAUGCUUCCUCUGGCUGUCAUUACAGGCUCUUUGAGCCAAAGAAGUUGAUUCGUCACAUGUAUUUCUCAUCAUCAUUACCAUGCAGGAUCUCCUGAGGCUCUUCCCCUUCUUUGUGAUUCUAACUACAGGUAAGGAGACGCUGGAAGCCUACUGGAGAUUUUCUUUUCUUUUCUUUUACAGUGGGGUAAAUAGGGCCAGGGCCAAAUUGAGGUCGCUCAGGGUUGGCAUCAGUAGUUGGCAUUGUUGGGCAACUGUGGAGGCUCACGCCUGUUUGGGAACCCAGUGCUGAUUCCCAGGGCAUCCUGGUUCUGCUCUUUCUCCUUACUGCCCCCCCCCACGGUUCCCCUGCCCUCUCUCAGCAUUCCAGCAAUGGCCAGAGGAAGGACAUGAGGCAGCAGCUGCCACCUGCUUUGUGCUCUCUCUUGCGUGGAUUAGGGCCAGAGGGCAUGUGAAUGGGCAGAGAAAGGAGGAGGUAGGGAUGGGGCAGAAACUGGGCUAAGCUUGCAUUUAAUAUAAUAAUAACAAUAAUAAUUUAUACUCCACCCAUCUGGCUGGGCUUCCCAAGCCACUCUGUGCGGCUUCCAACAAAAUAUUAAAAUACAGUGGUACCUCAGGUUAAGUACUUAAUUCAUUCUGGAGGUCCAUUCUUAACCUGAAACUGUUCUUAACCUGAAGCACCACUUUAGCUAAUGGGGCCUCCUGCUGCUGCUGCGCUGCCAGAGCAUGAUUUCUGUUCUCAUCCUGAAGCAAAGUUCUUAACCCAAGGUACUAUUUCUGGGUUAGCGGAGUCUGUAACCUGAAGCGCCUGUAACCUGAAGCGUAUGUAAUCCGAGGUACCACUGUACGGUAAUGCAUCAAACGUUAAAAGCUUCCCUAAACAGGGCUGCCUUCAGAUGUCAUUUAUAGCCAGACCUAUCUAAUUCAUAAAGCUCGAGACACCAUCACCAAUUGAAAUUCACCCUUCUCUGAAUUUUGCAAUGCAAUUUCCCCAGCCAAGGAAUGUGUGGGAAAAUGCAUAUAAUACAAGAAAAUGCACUCAGGAAUGCAUAUGUUGGUGACUGGAACAUUAAGAAAAUGUGUUACAUUGGGGGAAACUGAUUUGCUAAUUGAAUUGAAUGAAUGAAUGAAUGCAUGCAUGCAUGUAAGGAGAAAACCACAAUAAACGCUGCUGAAUUUUCAAGAGGGGGUGUGUGUGUGUGUGUGUGUGUGUGUGUGUGAGAGAGAGAGAGAGAGAGAGAUGUGGAAAUGUCCAGAAUUGAACUUAAGAGUGGUAAAAUGAGAAGUCGAAAUUGACAGAUUUGCCCAUCACUAGAAGGAGGUGCACUCACUCAGAGAGGGAGGUGGUGGGGAUGGGGGGUGUUGUUGAUGGCAUCUCGCCCAACAACACAGCGAUAGAGCAUUUUCCCCCCAUGCAGAAUAUCCCAAGUUCAUUUCCCAGCAACUAUAGGUAGAGCUGGGAAUGUCUUCUGCUUGAAACCACAGAGAGCCACUGCAGGAUCAAUGGAUCUGGUGAUUUCCAAGGCAGCUUCCUAUGUUCGAGGUUAGCUAUCACAUGAUUGGCAUGGCUACAUGAUGGAGGAUAUGCCCCAACCUUCCCUUCUCUCAACCCUUUUCUCUCUUUAUGCCAUUCCUUCCUUCCUUUCUCUUCUUCAUCUCACCCUCUGUGUUUUCACUUCUUUGCCACCUACAUGAAAAUCGGCUUGAAGGUCCCUUGGGUCAUAAGUUGUUGGAAGUCAAUGGAUUUAUAUAUAGAUAUAUACUUAUAGAAAAGUAUAUGAAUGGAUUCCCUCUCUGCACCUCCCUUUUCUUUCCUCUCCCAGGUGCUUCUCUGGAGUGCGAAGUUUGUUACGGCCUUGGGACCAGAUGCAGUGGCAAGAUGGCGACCUGUUCUCCUAA